AUGAGUCCCAGACGAAGUGAAAGACUGCGAGACUUCGGUCACGACUCCGGUGACCAUCAUGAUCAUGGAGAAGAGACCGAUAGUGACAGUGACGAUGGACAUCCCCUCGGUGGAUCCAGCGCUACAACAGUGACCAGCAAUUCGACACCAAACAUGGCAUCUGACAGCGAGAUAAUCGGACUGUCCAAAGUCAAUCUCUCAGAAACUGCAGGUCAUCGCUGGGCCAGGAACUUUUAUUUAUCCCACGUCAUCCUUGGUUUGAUGUUAGCGCUAAUGGCACGACUCAUCUUGUUCGGUCAACAUUCUACGCCGCCUGUCAUCGAAGUAAUCCAACUUGAUGCAAUGGCCAUCAACUUCUCUCGCCGUGUCCAUAAUAUCCUCCCUAGACUCACUUUAGUCGCUGACAAAACUUCUUCUCUACCUGCCGGCUUGAACACUCUCGAUUCCCCUUUUGGAACUACUCGUCUCGGUGUAGUUGAGCUAGUCCGCAGGCUCAGCCACUCUACCGCAUCUGACAUCAAAGACGCAACGCAGAGAUCUGACAUACCACGCAUGAAUCUUGUGUCGUAUGAGAAGGUCCUUGAUGCGGAACGACUUGUCGACGUACAUGCUGAGGCCGCUCAAAAGGCUUGGGGAUAUAUCGCUUGGCUACCUAGGGAUUGGCUCACCAUGGAUCUUGACUCCGAUUUACCGUGGUGGAGGGUAUAUCAGACUUUCUGGUGCGGCGGCACACUUGACGCUCUCUCCAGUCUUGAACAGACAUUGGAGAGCAUUACCGUCGAACAGAAUGACCCAUUCUUCCAUCGUGUUAAUAUAACCCCGAGUCAUUACUCCCAUCGACUACCAGCAAAACUUACACCGAUGGCGGAAUGGGUUCUCCAGUUUUAUUCGAAGCGCUUCAAAGCCGAUCGCUGGAUGGGCGGGUCCUGCGCCUUUCUCUCAAAAUGCUCUCGAUUGUCAGAUGAUGACUUUAUUUACCCAGCCUGUUAUGCCUUGUGGACGGAAAAUACCUUCGAUUUGCAACAACACUUUGAACGCACCGCCAGACGUACCCCGGCGAAACUUGGACCUCCCUAUCCUUCUAUCGAGCCCGAAGUGUUUAUGGUUGCGAGAAGCGUGGUGGGCUUAUAUGUGGCUGCGAUGCAAAUGGUGGCACAAAACUGUGUCUUUUUAUGA
Fusarium poae is the source of this 1176-nucleotide messenger RNA. RefSeq lists its product as uncharacterized. The record is from RefSeq and is a predicted model, not a curated record. Bases 1 to 1176 code for a protein of 391 amino acids. The transcript has a single exon. Lineage: Eukaryota; Fungi; Ascomycota; Sordariomycetes; Hypocreales; Nectriaceae.